GCAGAUUAGCCAAAUCUGACCUGUACCAGAGACGGCCCGAUCACAACUUCACUCAUAAAAAAAGUGUGUGGUGAUGUGUGACAAGGGCACCUCUGGACUCGGAGUGAAGAUGACCUUGCUGGCGAGAAGGGACCUAGCGAAAGUGCGGGAGAUGGAAUGCGGAGAGGGAAGGGGAUGGAAAAUCUGCCCGGAUCACGGGUUUGUCGCGAUGAUGGAGCUGCUGUGCGGUACCGGCAUGUCCUGACAUUAGAUUGUAGGUAGCUUGUGGUGUGCAGCCACGGACCGUUUCCUUACAUCCUUCUCUCUCGAUUUGAAGCGAAGCCGUGUAGUCUCUGUGUUUUUCGGGGGGUGUCUGUAAUCUUGGACCGCCACCCAGUCAUUCCUAAAAAUGACGAAUCGAGACCCUGCGGCGUGAAAUUUGCUGUGCGGUUGUGAAGUUGCCGUUGGGUGUGAAGCCUCUUUCGACCGAGCCAACUUGCGCACGAGUUAGGGAACCCAUGAAUGAGUCCGAGAGUUUGCCAUGACGAACCAUUAAGGCCGCUUCUAACUGCUCUCGCACAUACUUUCCUCGCGGGGUGGUGAUGACGAUAAUAUCUUGAAGGUUCAAUAUUCGGAGCGAACAUUCAUCUCUCUCCCAUUCGUUCCCGC
Messenger RNA from Ectocarpus siliculosus, 648 nucleotides. The record is from the annotation of a GenBank genome assembly. NCBI's taxonomy places the organism in Eukaryota, Phaeophyceae, Ectocarpales, Ectocarpaceae.